Molecule: messenger RNA, 3459 nt
Organism: Trypanosoma theileri
Lineage: Eukaryota; Euglenozoa; Kinetoplastea; Trypanosomatida; Trypanosomatidae
Exons: 1
Coding region: 1-3459 (1152 amino acids)
Source: RefSeq, a predicted model, not a curated record
AUGCGUUUGCCUUCCUCUCGUGUACACACGGUAUCAAACAUCAUGCAGCGUCGAAAAGGUGUAUUUAGGCAAUCUGAAAUGAUGAUUCCGCAACACUUGUUAUUAUCAUUGGGAAUGGACGUGGUCCCAAGUGAAAGUUUCGCAGACUCCCUGCGUUCCGUGUUGCAGGAAGAUCUACCACCUUUUCUAGCAUUAAAGGUUUUGGGUCUUUGCUGGACCUCGUGGAAGAUUAAUAUUCUUACAACAGGGAAGAUACAUCUACAACAAGGAGAAACGACGGAUGAUACUGUAGCCUUUGAGGCGUUACUGACAGCAUCAGAGGAAGCAUUGCGUUUAGACGGUCAGAGAAAAUCGCAUGAUAAUAACGAACGAAGUACUCGUAAACGUAAUUCGAGACGACGUGAUACCGUUUCAGUGGCAGUAGUGAGUUACUUUGGUUAUCAUUAUAUCGUUGAACAUAUGCUAAGGAGUUGUGGAGAUCGAUUGAAUUUAAAAACAGUGGUAUCUUUAUUGAAAUAUGCUGUUACAGUUGAGGAAACAGAAGGUGCUGUUUUAGAAAAACUGGUGGAAUUAUUAACAUCUUUUGCUAAACAUGAUGUUAUUAUUUAUGAAAAUAGUCUUCGAAAUGUUCUUAGUGUAUCUCUUCCAAUUCAUGUAGCUCCUGUUGUACUUUCAGUGUUAAAGCGACAAUACGUUAAUACAGAAAUUAUUAAAUUAUGUUUACAUUAUGUCGCUGUAGUGGUUAGAGGUAAACGUAUAGGUACACUUUCUGUUGAAACAGUUAUGGGUAAAUAUCAUGAAUGUGCGGUAGAAGCCUUUCGAUGGUUACUUAAAAAACCAAACUCUCAUCAUGGAGAAUUACAUAUUCAAGUGAUGUCAUGUUUAAAACAUGCACCAGUUUUUUUACUUUGUGAAGUGUAUUCUAUAAUGGAGCAAAAUAAAUUUGUGACACCUUCUGUUCAAUGUAAAUUUCUUGCCAAUUGUGGAAUUGCUAUUGCGGCUAGUAAUAGUCUCUCUUAUGCGUAUGCUGAAGUAAUAAUUCGAGCAUUUAAAAAUCUUGCUAAAUCUGGUAGAGAAACCAUGCAUAUUGAAGAAGGACUUGUUCAUGGUAGUGCUGUUCUUAUUGCUCUUCAUCGUGAGGAACUUGUACGUAAUAUUUAUAAUAUAUUUCCUACAUUACGAGAAACUUCACAUUCUGUAAUGGCUUAUGUGCGUAAUAAGGAUGUUAUUCGUUCUAAUGAAGCUCUAUUACGACUUGCACAAUCACGUGAAGAAGGAUGGAUUAACAUACCUUUACCAGUUAUGCAAACUAUUUAUGAUGUUUGUAUGUUGGUAGGACGUUGUGGUAAUCACCAUAAUAUACUUCCACUUUAUCGUGCUCUUGUUUCUUUUCAUAAUCCUGGUAUGAUUGUAAGUCAAUGUAUUGAAUACAUUUUAGCUGGUAUAUGUAAUAGAAUCUCACAUCUUGGUAAAGUAUUUCCUAAAGAAACACCUCCUCGUACAGUAUUAGAGUAUAUUAUUCCAUUAUUACGUACUACCUUAAUGUACUUGGGUGAUGAUUUUAAUACGGAUAUGAUUCUUGAAAUUUUAGAAACAUCUGUAAUGGUAAGAUGUUUUGCUGUACCUCUUACGGCAUCCAUUAUUUGGACUUUUCAAAAAUCAUCAAGUUUAGCAUUAAAAGAGUUAUUUUCUCGCGUCAAUGCAUCGACAAAUAAUAUUCCUUUUUUAAAUUAUUAUACUCUAUGUUAUGCUCGAGAUCAAGGUGAAUAUGAAACGGUAGAACAUUUGGCAACUGUUUGGCAUUGUGAUUCAACAGUUAUAUUAAAACGACAAUCAACAUUAUCUCCAUCCUAUAAACUUUGGAAAUGUGCUGGAUGUGGUAGAUUAAAUAGUGAUCGAUUUAAUUAUUGUGUUUGUGCUGUCCUUCGUAAUGGAUUUAUCUUUUGUGCUAAUUGUGGUUAUGCACAGGAUGAACGAUGGGGAUGUUGUCAGUCUUGUGGAGAGAAAAUAAUAAUAAAAGAUGGAUCUAUUACGACAGCUAUUGUACGGAGAUCAUGGACAUGUGAGGAGUGUGGAGCUAAUAAUCCAGCCCGCCAAAUAUCUACUUGUUUUCGCUGUAAAGCAUUUUGUGGUCCAGUGGCAAAAGUAGCGAAGGAAUUAAAAAAAACAAAAGAAUUAAAAGAAUUAAAAAGUUGUCAUUGCUCUACGAACACAUUGGAAUCUAGUGAAAAAGAAAAUAAGAAAGGAAUUAUGCAUUACUGUCGAAAGUGUGGAUGGUUUCGAGAAUCAUGGGCCGCAUCUAACUCUCUGGUUUGGCGCUGUGAGGGUUGUGGUGAGUUAAGAAGUUCAUUAGAUCGUAUUUGUCCCAAUUGUCCACAGGUGGAUUGUCUUCCUUUUGCUAUUGUACGCAAUAUUAAUGAUUUACCGUAUUGUUUUAAAUGCAAAAUACAGUUAGAAAACCCUUUUGCUGAGAAUUGUCAACAUUGUGAUGGGAUUAUAUCAGAGGGAAAAGUGGAAAUGGGGAUAAUCCAUAGUAAUGAUACCAAUGUGAUUCUACGCUGUUCCCAAUGUGGGAUUGUCACUCGUGGGUCUACAUCCGAUCACUGUGAAGGAUGUGGACAAAGUAAACAAAGUUCUGAAUUAUUACAGGUUGAUUUUCGUCAUUGUGAAGGAUGUGGUAAGGAUAUAGAACCCUUUAGAAUUGAGGCUAUUUGUAUUCAUUGCGCUCUAUUUCUACCUCCGGUUUCAAAGGAAGGGUGGAGUACUGCUGUAGUAAGUGAAACUAUGAAGGUACUUAUUCAAUUACUAGAUCGCAAUAUAGAGUGUAAUAACCUUGCAGAACUUUUUCAAUAUUUUUUACAUUCUUUUCAAACCGAAAUGGAACUUGAGGUAAUGAAGAACACUCGUAUGACGGUAAUGGAGACUCUUGGAAAGUUACAGACGCAUCUGUAUCCUUUAGUAAGAAAUAACCCAAAGUCACGACGUGUCAUUGCAUUAGCAAGGCAAAUAUUAGAAUAUAUAGACACACAGUGUGGUAUUAUAAAUACUACACACUUUUCAUUAAAUGAGUGUCAUCAAUGCCUUGGAACCCACAGUGAGGAGCUUUGUGUCUAUUAUAAAGAAUUGUGGGUGUGUGAAGUGUGUGGGGCGGAGAGCGAAAAUAAUGAUAUUUGCCGUUAUGUGUGCCACAAUUGUCUCUCGCUGCGUCCGUGUGUGCGAUUGUUGUGUCCCACUGCUGUGUGGGAGUGUCGUUCUUGUCAACGGUGUAAUGUGGAGUUUGAGAAAUACUGCAUUGUCUGCGGGGCAGCGAGAGAAGAGGAAGAGGAAGAGGAAGAAGAAGAAAAACAAGGAAAGGAAGAAGAUUUCUACAGUAAGAGUGAAGUAUUGCCAUUUCUCCCUGCCAAGUGCCGUAUAUGCGACCGCGUGCACUUGGAGGUGAGUUGUCCUCACUGCGUGUAG